Molecule: messenger RNA, 1845 nt
Organism: Musca vetustissima
Lineage: Eukaryota; Metazoa; Arthropoda; Insecta; Diptera; Muscidae
Gene: Smyd4-4
Product: SET and MYND domain-containing protein 4
Exons: 4
Coding region: 1-1845 (614 amino acids)
Molecular function (GO): protein binding
Source: RefSeq, a predicted model, not a curated record
AUGGAUGUUUAUGAUGUUAGUGAUGAUUUGGUAAAAAAGCUAAAUGACUGGAAGCUGAUUGGCAUUAUAUCGGGCAAAUUUAAUGAGCUGAAAGAGAAUCAUUCAAAGGUCAACUUUGUACUACAUGCCUUAAAAGAUUUCAAAUAUAUUGAAAAAAUAAGGCUAAAUGUUAAACUACGCGAAGAGAAAUCGAAUAAACGCAGCUCCGAAUAUCGUAUGCUGGGUAAUGAGCAAUUCUCAUUGAAAAAUAAAAAAUAUUUCCAGGCCUUGGAGCUUUACAACAAAAGUAUUUGUUAUUCCGAACCAGGUUCUGAAAACAUAGCCAUUGGUUAUGCCAAUCGUUCCGCCGUACUAUUCGAAUGGAAACGUUAUAAAGAAUGUUUGCAAAAUAUUGAACUGGCACGCAAAGCUAAUUAUCCAGCCCGACUAAUGCAUAAACUGGAUAAACGUGAAAAAGAUUGCCUGAAACUAUUGGAAACACAACCACCCGAUGUUCAGCCAUAUGAUUUCAAAAUGGAAUUCGAGCCACACCCACAAGUGCCCAAUAUUGCCAGCUGUUUGGAAUUGAGAGAAUCUGCCGAUCAGGGACGUUAUGUUUGUACGAAUCGUAAGUUGGUCGUGGGAGAUUUAAUUGCCACUGAAGAACCGUUCUGUUCGACACUGCUGCCGCCCAUGCGUUACAUACGCUGUGCCACUUGCAAAGUGGAAAACUAUCUCACUCUAAUACCCUGUGAAAGCUGUUGCUCCGCCAUGUUCUGUUCUGAAGAGUGUCGGGAAAAGGCCGUCAACACUUUUCACAAAUACGAAUGUCCUGUUAUUGAUUUGCUCCACACCAUGUUCAAUAAGAUUCAUGGCAUUGCCCUGCGUGUAUGUUUGUCCGCCUUGGAGCUGUUUCCCACCAUUGAAGAACUGAUGGCCUUCUGUGAGGACCCGGACAAUCAAAAUCGUUCUGCCUUCGAUUUGGAUUACAACAACUUCACCGCCAAGGAACACUACAGGGCCAUUCAUGGCCUUGUUACCAAUCAACAUUUACGUUCGGUAUCGGAUCUAUUUCAACGUUCUGUUGUGUGUGCAGUGCUUAAACAUUUUAUGAUCAAUUUCACACCUCUUAAAGAAUAUUUGGGUGGUGAGGAGGGUGAGAACUUCUUUACCGAACUACUGUUUAGGCAUUUGCAGACAUCGCCCUCGAAUAUGCAUGGCAUUGAUUUGGUGGAACAGUUGAAUGAGACCAAGGACGAUACAACACAUUCGUCGGGUGCAUUUGCUUUCCUGUCGUUGUUGAAUCAUUCUUGUGCUCCGAAUAUUGUACGUAUUUAUAAGGGCUGUAAGGCAUAUGUUUUUGUCUUUCGUCCCAUACAAGCUGGUGAGGUGCUUUAUGAUAAUUAUGGAGCCCACUUUGCAAUUUUAGACAAAAAGAAACGUAUCGAAACCCUCUCCAUACAAUACCGUUUCACCUGUAAAUGUGAGGCCUGUGAAAAGGAUUAUCCCACAUUUGUGCAACUGCCACGCAACAUGUAUGUGCCGUAUGCCAUCGAUACGACCCACACGGAAAAGCUAAUAACCUAUGAUUAUAAUUUCGCGUUGAAAAACUAUCGCAAAUACUGUGAAUUUCUGACAAGAUAUGGUCACAACUAUCCCUGCUAUCAAGUUAACUCGGCCGAGGAAUAUCUUAAAAUGGCUCUGCACAUUUUAGUCGAUGCUGUGCCAUUAAAGGCAAAAAUGAAUCAAAGUGCCAAUUUUGAGGUUGCAUCCGAAGCCAGGUAUCGAGCUAUAAAAGAAGAUUUGGAGAGGACACCAAAUACCUUCAAAGUUAGUGACGAACUUUUAAAACAUUACAAUUGCUGA